Molecule: messenger RNA, 3186 nt
Organism: Fusarium keratoplasticum
Lineage: Eukaryota; Fungi; Ascomycota; Sordariomycetes; Hypocreales; Nectriaceae
Exons: 1
Coding region: 1-3186 (1061 amino acids)
Biological process (GO): cell redox homeostasis
Cellular component (GO): cytosol; mitochondrion
Molecular function (GO): protein binding
Source: RefSeq, a predicted model, not a curated record
AUGGCUGAUUCCUCAGAACUAACAGUCCGGCAGGAUCCUCCCGCCGUCGACGACUUUUCCCACUUUUCCGAUUCAGACUCCGAUGACGGACGACCGCCGCCGACGACCGCUCGAUACACUCCCGAUCUGCUCUCAGGCGUCUAUCGAGGCAUUCGCAAGCUACCCUCAGUCAAGCUCUCUCGCAGCCCUUCCCGCCUCAACCUAAAGAGUUCCUCGUCGAGUUUACACUCUGCGAGCUCGUCCACAUCGAGCGUUCAGAAACCAUCCGAGAGUUCGGCCAUCCAGCAUGUUCGAAAUUUGAGCCUACAAUAUAGUCUUGCGAAGCCUCUACCCCGACCACCUCCCAAUCGAGAUUCUGCGUCGCCACUAGAUUCCAACUCUCCCACAAACCUACCGAGCGUCCCUGAGGGUCAGGUCACGCCAAACUACCCUGAUCCAUCACCGGCGCAAUCGCCAGUACCACUACCGCCACCAAAAGAACCCGCCAUGGACAGCCGGACAAGCACCAUGGAUUCGAACUCUUCGGCGCCACCGCCGCACAUGUACGGUGCUAACGAGGCCAACAACAGCAUGAGCAGCGUGUCGAGCUCUUCCAGAUACGAGGGACCUCAAGAUCCCAACAAUAAUCUGAAGCCAGGGGCCACCGGGGCGGCCUCUGCUGGACCAUCACCAAAUGUGACACAGGGUCGUUCAAACCCGGUCGGAGGACCGUCACAAGGUCCUUCCACACACCUCUCUGGCCUCAUGUGCAAUGUGCAUCGAACGACAGGCCGAGAGCCCCAUGCGCUAGUUGGAGCCACAACCACAAUCUUGGGGGACAAGCUCUAUGUUUUUGGAGGAAGGAUUCUGUCUAGAAGCCGACCCGCCCCUCUAACAUCAGACAUGUACGAGCUGGAUCUUAUUAGGCGACACUGGACGAAGUUGGAGACGACUGGCGAUGUUCCACCUCCUCGAUACUUUCACUCCAUGUGUGCGCUUGGAGAUACCAAGAUGGUCUGCUAUGGAGGCAUGUCGCCUGCCCCUAACCAACCCCCUGGCGGUGACCAGCCCGAAAUCACUGUCAUGUCCGAUAUUUACAUUUACGACGUCACGACCAAAGUGUGGACAUUUAUCCCGACUCAGGACCCUCCUCAAGGCCGAUACGCCCACUGUGCCUGUAUACUCCCUUCAUCCGCCACCUUUUCCUCGCACCGCGCACCUCUGUCCGCACUUCAGCAUAAUCCUUCGUCCGGAAAUCCCAACGAGGGUCGUAUUGGUAUCAACAUAGACGGCACGGGAGGUGCUGAAAUGGUGAUUGUGGGUGGACAAGACGGCAGGAACAACUAUAUCGAGCAAAUCAGCGUAUUCAACCUGCGAAGCCUGAAAUGGACAUCUACACAACCUCUGGAUAGGAGUUGGGGUGCAUACAGAAGCGUGACGGCUCCACUGCCCCCUGCGGUGGCAGCCAAGCUUGGUCGACGACACUCGAAUGGAGUCCAGCGCACAGAGGGAGGAAUCAGCCAGGAGGCCCGAGAACCAGGAUCGUCUAUGCUCAUUUACUGCAACUACAACUUUUUGGAUGUCAAGCUGGAACUGCAGAUUCGCGCGCCAGACGGAACUCUGACAGAGAGGCCCAUGUCGGGAACAUACUCACCUCCCGGAUUGCGGUUCCCCAACGGCGGAGUUAUCGAUACACACUUUGUGGUCAGCGGGACGUACCUCACCUCGUCUCGGCAAGAGUAUGCUCUCUGGGCUCUGGACCUGCGGACGCUCACAUGGAGCCGGAUCGAUGCUGGAGGAAGUGUGUUUAGCCAGGGCAGCUGGAAUCGCGGAGUGCUUUGGAACCGACGAAACACAUUUGUGAUUCUGGGCAACCGGAAGAGAAGCCUCGUCGAUGACUAUAAUCACCGACGAAUCAACUUUUCCAACGUUUGCAUGGUUGAGCUGGAAGCUUUUGGGUUCUAUGAUAACCCACGCAAGACGAGUCCUCUGUCCGGUUUCAUCUCUGCCAGCAGUCCUUAUGCGGGCCCUGGACUCAGUCUCGCGCGCAAAGCUGGGUACACAGCUGGUGGAAGACAUCACUCGAGGGCCAGCGAAGAACUUGGUGAAAAGGCAUUUACUUUGCGGGAGCUGUCAGAUAUGGACAUUCUAUGCAUCGGAGGCGAGCGGAUCCCUGUCAACUCGAGGAUUGUGGGACGACGAUGGGGGCCUUACUUUGUGCAGCUCCUGAGAGAGGGCACGGCAACUCAGGAUGGAAGUGACGCCAUGACUCUCCGGUCUGGUCUAGCGAGCAAUCCCCUACGAGCAUCAGCUAUCACCAUCACGCCGAGUUCCAGGACAGCCGAGAGCUCAGGAUCCAUGAGUAGCACUAUUGGAUCAUUGGGCUCAACUGGUAUCCCAGCAAGCACAGCACCUUCAAGCAUCUCUGCUGGGGCCAUGGGCCACGAGGCCAACCCGACCAACAUCAAUGCUGCGCCUACGCCUCAUUCGCUACCACCAAACUCACGACCGCGAUGUCUUUACCUGCCACACACCUAUCUCACGAUCCAAGCCCUCCUUCACUUCCUCUACACGAGCUCCCUACCCCCACCAUCUUCUCCGCUCUGCACGCCACAGAUUCUCUGCUCGCUCCUGCAAAUUGCACGACCCUAUCGUAUCGAUGGACUUCUUGAAGCAGUUGUCGAACGACUUCAUGCUCUGCUUGACAGCCGAAACGCAGCAGCCGUGUUUAACGCAACAGCAAUGGCUGCCGGAGGAGGUCGUGGUAUUGAUGGAUCACUCAACCCCAACUUCUUUGUGGGAACUCUGGACCCUGUUGGCUCGCCUACUGCUACAUCGGACUUUUCCUUGGGCCAUGGAGCUAGCGACAGCUUCUCUUCAGAUAUCCAAGCGCGAACCGAAGGCCUUAGUCUCAACACGAAUGUACAGCAGCCUAACCGUCCCCCAAGUGACGAACUGUCAGCGACGACAAGCCAGAGCGGUUCAGAGUGGAGCUCUUCAGAGAUUGGUGGCAGCGAGCGGGAGAACUUUGUGUGGAGUGGUGAGCUCAGUAGCGUGAUUGGGCUGCAGAAGCGAGGAUUGCGAGGGCUGAUGGAGGGCAGAAGGAUGAGAGAGAGGACAGGGACGACUGGUGGAAGCGGCAUGGGACCAGGGUACUCUGGCGGCCCAAGCCAGCCUCGAGUUGGGUUGGGAAUAGCAGGAUCAUGA